Messenger RNA from Schizosaccharomyces cryophilus OY26, 1260 nucleotides. RefSeq names its product PAF family phospholipase A2. Bases 1 to 1260 code for a protein of 419 amino acids. Gene Ontology annotation, molecular function: 1-alkyl-2-acetylglycerophosphocholine esterase activity. The transcript has 2 exons. NCBI's taxonomy places the organism in Eukaryota, Fungi, Ascomycota, Schizosaccharomycetes, Schizosaccharomycetales, Schizosaccharomycetaceae. The record is from RefSeq and is a predicted model, not a curated record.
AUGUUCCAAUUCACUUCUACUUCCUUGCCAGAGUAUGAAGGUCCAUUGCGUGUCGGUUCGGUAGUCAUUGAAACGAGUGUUCCUGAAGAACUUCGGUGCCAGCUUCCUAGCAUUGAACAUGAGAUGAAAACAGUUAAACUUCGAAUGUUUUAUCCCCUUCUUCCUAACAAGGAUGUGAGACGCCGGAAAGACGAGCUUUGGCUUCCUUUCAAUGAGGGAGUUCCACAGAUUGCUAAAGGGUUUAAAUGGUGGAUGAUUCGCGCAUGUGCAUCAUGGUUUUCGAAAACGUCGCUUCCUGUUUACGAUGGGGAUAUAUAUCAGGACAGUUCGAGAAACGUUUAUUCUUCUUUAUGUGGAAAUAUUUCUUCGUAUGGGAUCGUUGUUUUGGCAUUAGAACACCGCGACCAGACUGCCAUUAUUUCGACUGUUCGUGAUCCUGCCGACCCGGAUGAUAAAGGUUAUCUUCUUCAAUACCAUGAAAUCAAAGAUUUUUAUAGCGAUAGUACUGUUGCUUUGCAUAAGGACAGGUUUUUUUUUCGUGAAAGAGAAAUCCAACUUGCUAUGAAAAUGAUCCGCUCAAUCAACGAACACGGUGUGCCUAGUCUAGACACAGCCUACUCUUGCUCUGCUGACCCCAAAUUAUAUACACGUCUUUUUGAAUCACUAAAGGGUCGCUUGAAUACUACCAAAGGAGAGAUUUUACUUUCAGGUCACUCUUUUGGAGCUGCCACCUGUGCUUAUAUAACAAAUUCUUCAACUCCUUCGCUCAAUCACAAUUACCUGCAUCGUGAAGAAUACAAAUGUGCGAUUUUGUAUGAUAUUUGGAUGUUCCCCGUUCGUCAGCUGAAUAUACAGAAAAUCCGAUACCCUACAUUGAUGAUUAUCUCCUAUGAAUUUCAUCGCUGGACCGAUAAUUACGAGGCCUUGAAAACGUGGCUUCUGGAUCGCGAGUCGGAGUCUCAAAUUGGUCAGGAAAGUGCUGCAGACAAACUUGAUAUUGUUUCAAAUGAGAAGACUUCGCACGUAUUCGUCUUGAAUGGGACAGUCCAUGCAAAUCAAAGUGACUUGCCUAUCCUUUUACCAAGCAUGGUUCUCAAAAUUUUAAAGGGAAAAGUAAAGGCUGAUCCUUAUGAGGCUGUAAAAAUAAAUACUCGCUCAUCUGUUCAGUUUUUGCGGGAAAAUGGAAUCAAAAUUCAAGGGGAAAAUGACCCCGAUUGUUUACGAUCGGAAGUCAUUCCUGGUUGGGAAAAAAUCAUUUAA